ACUGCAGCCACCAGGAGGACCCGUCUGUCCCUAAAGCCCACCGGAGAUCCAGCACAGAAAAGCCUCGGAUUGGAUCCUCCGGUAGUCCUGGGGAGUGUUGCAGGUUGGUUGAGUCCUACACCCUGUGUGACCCCCAGGGGACGGAAGCACCCCUACAUUUAAAAAGAGCUGAGAAGUAAGAAGUGUUUAGUCACCAGCCGGAGACUAACGGAUGCUCAGCUGCACUACAUCCACCAUGCCCGGGAUGAUCUGCAAGAACUCAGACCUGGAGUUUGACUCGCUGAAGCCCUGCUUCUAUCCGGAAGAAGAUGACGUUUACUUUGGCGGUCCCAACUCGACGCCUCCGGGGGAGGACAUCUGGAAGAAGUUUGACCUGUUGCCUACGCCUCGGUUGUCACCCAGCCGUGCCUUGGCGGAGCACAGCCUGGAGCCAGGGAACUGGGCCACCGAGAUGCUGCUGCCUGAGGCCGACCUAUGGGGUAACCCGGCCGAGGAGGAUGUUUUUGGCCUGGGAGGACUCGGCGGCCUCACCAGCAACCCGAUCAUUCUUCAGGACUGCAUGUGGAGUGGCUUCUCCUCCCGGGAGAAGCUGGAGAGUGCGGUAAGCGAGAAGCUGCCGGAUGGCUGUGGGUCCCUGGCGGCCGGCCCCAGCACCUCCGCCCCUGGAGCGGCAGCCGCCGCCAGCUCCGCGGGCCACGCGCGCAGCGGAACAGCAAGUGUGGGGCGUGGGAAAGCCGCCUGGCUCACGGAGCUCGCCCACCUGGACUCGGAGUGUGUGAACCCUGCUGUGGUCUUCUUCCCGGCGAAUAAGCGCAAGAGGGUGCCGGUACCGGCCAUCCCCGCCAGUGCGGGCACUGCCCGCACUACAAUCAUCCGUAGGGGCCACCAGGCCUUCAGCACCUCCAGAAGGGACAUCCUGAGCAACUCAGGUACUGAGGAGGAAGAUGAAGAGGAAAUCGAUGUGGUCACGGUGGAGGAGACACAGUCCUCCAAUACUGUCACCAGGCUCCCCACCGCGGCGUGUCCUGGGAACGCAGCGCUGAGCUCCCGGUGCGUGCAGUCCAGCGAGCUGAUCCUCAAGCGCUGUGUCCUCAUUCAUGAGCAGCACAACUACGCCGCGCCACCGUUGCCCUAUGUGGACAGCGAGGACGCGCCGCCGCGCAAGAAAGUCAAGAGCAAGGCUUCCCUAAGGCCCCUCAAGUGCGUCCUCCCGCUGAAGCCUACGAGAUUGGGUCCCCGCAACUCAGACUUGGCGGACAAUGAGCGUCGCCGCAACCACAACAUGAUGGAGCGCCAACGCCGUGACAAUUUGCGCUCCAGCUUCCUGAACCUCAGGGACCUUGUGCCUGAGCUGGUGCACAAUGAGAAGGCCGCCAAGGUGGUCAUCCUGAAAAAGGCCACUGAGUACAUCCACACUCUGCAGGCUGAUGAGUACAAGCUGCUGGUGGAAAGGGAGAAAUUGCACGCAAGAAAACAGCAGUUGCUGAAGAAAAUCACACACUCUGAGACAUACUAAAUAUUUCUUAAAUGGACAGCCACUGAUGUUUUGCACACGUUGACUUGAAAAAAAAAAACCUAUUGUGUUGACAUUAAGAAUGUUGGUUUACCUUCAUAUUGGUCCCUUGUCAAGUUUGGAGCUGGAUAGGGGGCAAAUCAUGGAGUUCUAGUGGGGCCUUGGAAAGUCUAGGAAUAGGAUGCUAGGUGACUUCUUUCUUUCCUCUAACCUCGGUGAUGGCCAUGGAAGUUCAGGAUAGUUGGGAACCUUGGAAGGCUGUUAAAGUCGUGUUUACUCCAAGUUUCCAGAGUUACUUCUCCUUUUUCCAGGAGUGAUUACAUUCCAAUAGAUGCCACAGAAAGGGAGUCUGCAUUUGAUGUCCCUGGGGGGAACAUUUCUGUAAAUUCCAUAAACUUGCCCACCAAGAGGUCAUUCUUACACUGGAAGUUCACACUUAGUGUCGUGAUAACACCUCAAUGUUUGAGGAGCAUGUUUUGUAUACAAAUAUAUUGUCAAUCUCUGUUAUGUACUGUACUAAUUCUUACACUGUGUGCUUUAGUAUGAAGCUGAUACGUAACUAAAUUUGAUAAUUAUGUUUACAUAUGAAGAUGAAGAGUGAAGGUUUUUAGUAGAUAUGACUUUAUCACUUUUUUGAACUAAGAAAGUUUUUAAAGAAAUUAUAUAUGUAUAUGUAUA
This is a messenger RNA of Peromyscus eremicus (cactus mouse), 2191 nucleotides long. RefSeq names its product protein S-Myc-like. Gene Ontology annotation, molecular function: RNA polymerase II cis-regulatory region sequence-specific DNA binding; DNA-binding transcription factor activity, RNA polymerase II-specific; protein dimerization activity. Gene Ontology annotation, biological process: regulation of transcription by RNA polymerase II. The record is from RefSeq and is a predicted model, not a curated record. The coding region runs from base 212 to 1516 and encodes 434 amino acids. The transcript has a single exon. NCBI's taxonomy places the organism in Eukaryota, Metazoa, Chordata, Mammalia, Rodentia, Cricetidae.